CGUCCAAACCGCUCGGCGAAGCCGUGGGUGAGAGACUCGUUAGAGCGGAAUAAAGACAUGGAUAGACACGAGGUGUCGGCAGAAAUGUCCAAGCUGGACAUCCUGCGGGGCAUCGUCAGCGAGCGUCUCAGCACCGCGGCCCAGGAGAUCUUCGCGGUUGUGGAAAGAACCGUAAAUAACUACGAGGAGGAGGCGUCGCGUCUCAGGCAGGAGCUCGAGCGCCAGCGGAGACACUGCCACGCGCUCCUGCAGCCACGAGUCCAGCUGGACAGCGCAGAUCUGCAUGUCCCUCAGCAGCUCCCGGUGUGUGAGGAGGUGGUUGGUGGAGGAGGUCAGCCUCGAGUGGAGGAGCAGCAGCAGCAGCAGAGAGAGCGAGCUUCACGGAGUCCCAGAGACGGGUCCAAGUGCACAGGAAGCCUGCGCCUCUUAACUGUUGAGGAACAUGAGGUUGAGGAGGAAGAUUUUCUUGAGGGCCCAGGGGCGACCCCCAAUCGACGUCAGAGGCGUCUCGAGGAGGACCCAGAUUAUCAAUUACCUUCAAGAUACUGGUCUCCAAAGGUUCAGUCUGAGUUGGUCAAGCAGAGGAAAUCUUGGAUCAGCACAGAAGAAUCGCGGAUCAGCACAGAAGACUUGCACCUCACUCUGCGGGUGCGCAUACUGGAUCCCUCCCAGACCAACAUGCUCUCAAACAACGUUUUUAGGAAAUACCCGAUGCAUGAGCUGAAGUGUCCCCUUCGUCUCCAGGAGGCCGACUUCCUAGUCCUGCUGAAGACCACCUUCCCUCAGCUGGCUGGAGAUGAUAAACCUUUUGACGUCUUUACAACCGACAGGUCAAGGAGACUACAGCCUCUAAAAUUGGAGAUGCUGACGCCAGAAAAAAUCUUCAUGGCUCUCAGAUUCACAGGAGCAGGAAAAUCAGCCUUGUACAUCCGACUGAAGAGCUGA
Molecule: messenger RNA, 945 nt
Organism: Lampris incognitus (smalleye Pacific opah)
Lineage: Eukaryota; Metazoa; Chordata; Actinopteri; Lampriformes; Lampridae
Exons: 6
Coding region: 58-945 (295 amino acids)
Source: RefSeq, a predicted model, not a curated record